This is a messenger RNA of Ascoidea rubescens DSM 1968, 2180 nucleotides long. Its product is annotated as MATE family efflux transporter. Gene Ontology annotation, molecular function: xenobiotic transmembrane transporter activity; antiporter activity. The record is from RefSeq and is a predicted model, not a curated record. The coding region runs from base 279 to 1829 and encodes 516 amino acids. Lineage: Eukaryota; Fungi; Ascomycota; Saccharomycetes; Ascoideales; Ascoideaceae. The transcript has a single exon. Gene Ontology annotation, biological process: xenobiotic detoxification by transmembrane export across the plasma membrane. Gene Ontology annotation, cellular component: membrane.
CACACUGUGUUGCAACUCUGAUAAAACCUGAUAAGUUCAUACUAUUUUUUACUCCAGUAGCAUUCUCGUCAUUUGAUCUAUUGUUCAGUGUCUGAGUUGGUUUUAUUUUUUAUUUCAUCUAUUGUCUGGUAUUUAGCUGAUUUUCCCUUCUUUUAUUUUCUCUUUUCUUUUGUUUUAUUCCUAUUUAGUUUUUCACCAACAAAAAACUACUCUUUUCCUUCUUUUCUUUUCUGCUAUCUCGCCUAAUCUCAUUAUACAUUUCAGAUCAAAUACUGCACAUGUCCUCCUCCAACGUAAAUGAGUCUAAAUCGUUGCUCAAGCAAUCUUCCACCACCAAUAUUGUUCGUGUUAUCGACUAUGGUGCAGCUCCCAACGAGUCUGACGCUUCCCAUAGCUGGGGUAAUUCAAACGAUGACGACAACUUAUUGUUGAGUCCUGAUUUCAAAACUACUCCAACAAACGAAUUGAAAUUCAUUUCAGAAAACUCCUUUCCCUUGGUUAUAACCUUCUUCUUGCAAAACUCCUUUCACAUUGCCUCAAUUUUCUCGGUUGGCCAUUUGGAUAAAGUCAAACUAGCCUCUGUCACCUUGGGUGCUAUGACAGCAAACAUCACUGCUUUCUCCAUAAUCGAGGGUUUGGCUACUUGUUUGGAUACUCUAUGUUCUCAAGCUUAUGGUUCAAAGAGUUACAACUUGGUUGGUAUUUAUUUUCAAAGAGUAACUGCCUUGAUUCUAACCAUUUUAUCUGUAAUCAUCGUCCUCUGGUUCCUUUUUGCUGAAAAAACUCUAGCUUUUUUAAUCAACGAUGCUGAGUUGGCUCAUUUAGCCUCCAACUAUCUUAAAGUCAUCUCCUUGGGUAUUCCAGGUUAUAUCUUGUUUGAAGCUGGUAAAAGAUUCCUCCAAUGUCAGGGAAUCUUUCAUGCUUCCACAUACAUCUUAUUUGUCUGUGCUCCUUCAAAUGCUAUAAUGAAUUACUUAUUUGUUUGGAACUCACACAUCGGCAUUGGCUACCUUGGUGCUCCAUUGGCUGUUGCUAUAAACUACUGGUUAAUGCCCAUCGGUCUCUUGAUUUAUAUUGUUUCCACAAAAAAUAAAAUUAACCCUCUUAAAUGCUGGAAUGGUAUCAAUAUUGAACAGGCAUUUAAGGGCUGGUCAAGAUUUUAUUCCCUAGCUAUCGCUGGUCUAUUAAUGGUUUUCUCCGAAUUUAUGGCUUUCGAAGUCAUAACCCUAGGUUCGGCCUACCUUGGUAUAACUGCUUUGGCUGCAAGCUCAGUUAUCUCUUCAAUUGCAACUUUGGUCUACCAAAUCCCUUUGGCUAUUUCAAUUGCUGCCUCAACUAGAAUAGCAAACUUCCUUGGUUCAAACCUACCUAGACAUGCCGAAACCGCUGCAAAAUUCACCUUGUGUUUUGGUUUAGCAGCUGAAUUAGUAACAUCUUUUGUUUUAUUCACUUUCAAAUCUCCCAUUGCAAAAUCUUUUACUUCCGAUCCUGAUGUCAUUAAAGAAUUAAUCCACGUAUUGCCCACAAUCGCCUCCAUCCAAUUAUUCGAUGGCUCAAACUGCUUAACUGCUGGAAUCUUAAGAGGUCAGGGUUUGCAACAUAUUGGCAGUAGAACAAAUGUAAUUGGUUAUUAUAUUGUUGGUUUACCAAUCGGUUUCGUAUUAGCUUUCAAAACCUCUUUAGGUUUGCAAGGUAUAUGGUGUGGAAUGGGUAUUUCUUUAUUAUUCAAUGGCCUUGUUCAAUACUAUUUUGCUGUCUUCAAGGCUGACUGGCCAAGAUUAGCUGAUAUGGCUAAAGAAAGAACUGAUGCCGAAAACCUUCAUCUUUAAUUUAUCCAUAAACAUUUAAAAUCCAAAAUCCAAAAUCCAAAUCUCUACAGUUCUUUCAACAUUCUAUUAAAACCUUGGUUUUCCAAAAUUCUUUACUAAAACCUUUAAAAACAUCUCUUUUUUUCUCUCUUAUAUUUUUAUUUGAUUCUUAUAUCUUUGAAAUAGUCUCUCUUUUACCCAUCUUUUUUCAGUUUCAGUUUCAAUUCAGCUCGAUUUUAUUUGAUCCGUCCACAUCAGUUCCAAUUCAAUUCCAUUCAUUUCAUUUUUAAACUUGCUAUAACUUUUUUUCCUAUUUAUGUUUAUAUAUAUAUUGGAUUCUUAUUUUAAAUUAUCAUAAAUAUACAUUUAUUG